AUGCCACCCAGAAGUUGCCCACAGAAACAUCGCCCUAAAUCUGUGGAAAAGCGAGGGCUACCGCACCAAGAGCGGGUGCGGCCGAAGAGGCGAGCUCAAAAGCUGAGGAUUGGGACGUUUAAUGUAGGGACUAUGACUGGCCGAGGAAGAGCAUUGACGGAGUUGAUGCGGAGAAGGAAAGUGGACAUUAUGUGUGUGCAGGAAACUAGAUGGAGUGGCAAUAAGUCGAAAGAGUUGGGAGACGGAUACAAGUUAAUCUAUGGAAGUGCAAAUUUGGACAAAAGAAAUGGUGUUGGCAUAAGAGUGUCGGAAAAUUUUAACAGUGCAGUUGUGGAACUGGCUCUUGAGGAGUUUGAGAUCAACGUAUUUAGUGUGUACGCCCCUCAGACGGGUUGCACCGAUGAUGAAAAGGAUGAGUUUUGGACAACACUACAGGAUGAAUUUGAGAAGGUUGCUGAAGACGAAAGAUGUGUUAUCGGUGGAGACUUAAAUGGGCAUGUUGGGAGAGGAUCCGAUGUUAUCAGCCGAGUGCACGGAGGGAUGUGUUAUGGCGAGGGAAAUGAGGAUGGAGAACGUGUUAUUGAUUUUGCCAUCUCUAACGAUAUGGUUAUCAGUAACACUAUUUUUACGAAACGACAAGAACAUCUUAUCACGUACAAGAGUGAUUGA
Messenger RNA from Penaeus monodon (black tiger shrimp), 669 nucleotides. RefSeq names its product craniofacial development protein 2-like. The transcript has 2 exons. Gene Ontology annotation, molecular function: catalytic activity. The record is from RefSeq and is a predicted model, not a curated record. Gene Ontology annotation, biological process: chromatin remodeling. Gene Ontology annotation, cellular component: nucleus. Bases 1 to 669 code for a protein of 222 amino acids. Lineage: Eukaryota; Metazoa; Arthropoda; Malacostraca; Decapoda; Penaeidae.